AUGCCUGAUUCUCGCACUAAUCCUGAUGUUGACGCUCUUUUUGAAGACGACCCGGGAUCGCUCGAUGAAGUUGUUGACGAUGAAGAUGCUGAAGACCUCAAACUAGAUAAUGCAAACACAAAAGUUCCGAAAUUCCUUGCAAACAAAUGGAAAGCGAUUGACCAAGACAAUGUUAAUUUGGGAUCAGUCCGGAUCUACAGUCAGCCACCGCCUGGACGUUCGAGCGCGAUCUCCUUGGUAUUACCCGAAAAUGAAGUGACUGAGAACAUCCCUCGUGAAUACAGCAUUUCGAUUUUACCAGGCGAGGUCACCAACAAAUUUGUAUUUACUGAGAGCGAGCAUGGUGGUAAAUCAAUUAGUGGAAGAGUACACCACGAAUGCGCAGCCACGCCUACACAAUUCGGCACAUAUCGUGACAUCAUGCGAAAGCGUGUCAUUGAUGCUGGUACUCCUCAGCGUACAGUACAGGUUCUUGGACAAGACAAUCAGCCUGUAUUUGUACCAGGAGCAAGUAGUAGCAUGCCAAGUAGCAGCUUCUCUGAUUUUGUUACUGCCAAAAAACCCAGAACAGACAAGGAAAAGGCUACUCGUAUGCCUCGCAACGAAUUGAUGGAUUUGCUAUUUGCUGCAUUUGACAGAUAUCCCUAUUGGUCCUUCAAGGGUAUUGUGGAGCACACAAAACAGCCAGCGCAAUAUCUCAAGGAAAUCCUAUCUGAAAUUUGCAUCCUCAACAAGCGUGGACCUUAUGCAGGAAACUAUCAGCUGAAGCCAGAGUACAAACAACGUUCUGCGGCUGAAAGACCCAAUGGUGACAAGGAAGACUCCAAGGAUAUUUCAUCAUCAGAAGAAGAUGAUGAAGAGGAGGAAGCAAUGGAAGCUAUUCACGUCUAAAGUUCCGAUCCAUCCUAUAUUCUAUACAAUGUAGAAAGAAAUCGUCCCCCUCUCACCCUCUAUCUCUCUUUCUCUCUUUCUCUUUCUCCAGCAAUUAACUCGCAUACACCCAUAC
Molecule: messenger RNA, 1006 nt
Organism: Phycomyces blakesleeanus NRRL 1555(-)
Lineage: Eukaryota; Fungi; Mucoromycota; Mucoromycetes; Mucorales; Phycomycetaceae
Exons: 6
Coding region: 1-891 (296 amino acids)
Biological process (GO): transcription initiation at RNA polymerase II promoter; transcription by RNA polymerase II
Cellular component (GO): transcription factor TFIIF complex
Source: RefSeq, a predicted model, not a curated record